AGUGAGUGCAGUGGGAAUAUCUUAUCACUGAUAUUAAAGGGGGAGAUGAUAAGAUAGAGUGUUUCUCCCCUGUAGUAACUGGAGAAUAAUCUCCUCUGCUGAUAAUGUCUCAUUGCUAAAGUGCCUGUCUUCUUUCUUUCAGUAAAUCAUCGAUCUAGGGGAAAAUGUCCUAUCAGCAGCAGCAGCAACGCAAAGUCCCCAGCCAGCCCCCUCCCCAGGUCCUGGAGCCCUGCCCUCCCGUGGUGCCUGUGCCCUGUCCUCCACAGGUCCCAGAGCCCUGUCUUCCCAAGGUGCCUGAACCAUUCCCCCCACCCCCCAGCCAGCAGAAAUGCCCUCCUGUCAAGUGCCCCCCAUGCCAGCAAGAAUACCAGCCAAAGCAGAAGUGA
Messenger RNA from Loxodonta africana (African savanna elephant), 386 nucleotides. RefSeq names its product small proline-rich protein 2E-like. The record is from RefSeq and is a predicted model, not a curated record. The transcript has a single exon. Bases 165 to 386 code for a protein of 73 amino acids. Lineage: Eukaryota; Metazoa; Chordata; Mammalia; Proboscidea; Elephantidae.